Molecule: messenger RNA, 790 nt
Organism: Leptopilina heterotoma
Lineage: Eukaryota; Metazoa; Arthropoda; Insecta; Hymenoptera; Figitidae
Exons: 6
Coding region: 351-653 (100 amino acids)
Source: RefSeq, a predicted model, not a curated record
CAAUACCUGUAGCGCCAUGGCGGACAAAUCAGAAACUACUGAACCGAAAGUUCUCGAGAAUAUUCUCCUCUCGCGAAACAUUCCCCGUUCACCGUUUGAAAGUUGAACAGUAUUGUCACAUUAUAGUGUUUUUAAAAUGUUUUUUUGAAAUAUUUGCAGUGUUUGAUUAGUGGUUUUGAGUUAAUUUAGAGUUAAAACAGUUUAUAGUUUAUUGUAAAAUCGCGAGUGAAAUGUUUCGUCUAAAUUAUCACCGACUCUUCAUCGUAUGUCUCAAGAUAGGCACGACAACCACCUGUUAAACAUGGUUCAAUAUUUCAUUAUUGGGUGAAGAAAUAUAAUCUCAAUCAAUUAUGCAAGUCAGCUAUAUAUAUAAAAACUACAUAAGUGAUAUUCUUCUCUCAGUGCCUAAAAAAAUCUGUUCUACACGUGUUGGGAGUCAACUUUUAUUCGGACAAGUAAAAUUUGGAAGCAAAUUUCAAGAACAUUUACAAUUUUUCACUGAGAACAAACAGAUGUCACGAGGAAGUGAAAAUGGAGCAUCUUACCGGAUCGAAUUCGUAGUUUUCAGAAAUGGAGUACUUCUUAUUGCUUUGACGUAUUUUGGAACACGAUCGAUGAGAAUAUUUCAUUUUGUUAUCUCUGACAAUCUCUGACAAGAAACAUUUAUUUGUUUAUAAUUAACGAACAAAUUUGGGUUAAAUUUGUCUAUUAUUUAAAAUCGACUUUUUAAAUAGAAAAUGAAAGAAAAAAAUGCUUUAAAAAACAAUAAUUACUACUUUUUAUAAUGAAA